This is a messenger RNA of Lottia gigantea (owl limpet), 1595 nucleotides long. RefSeq lists its product as hypothetical. The record is from RefSeq and is a predicted model, not a curated record. The transcript has 6 exons. Lineage: Eukaryota; Metazoa; Mollusca; Gastropoda; Lottiidae. Bases 45 to 608 code for a protein of 187 amino acids.
CACAAGAACAGUUAGUUAAGAUACAGAAUAAUCAUGAUAAAAUCAUGUCCCAUACCAAAUCAGCUUUAAUAGAUGAAAAGAAUGAAUUACAACAGAGAGUGAAUGAAUUAGAGGACAAAUAUUCUUCAGUGCAAUCCAAAUUAGCCAAAGCUGCUGUUAUAUUUAAGAAGUACAAGAAAAGAAGUCACAAAACAACAGAAAAUUUACAAGAUAGUGUUCAGAUACUAGAAGCCAAAAAUCAGGAGUUAGAACUUGAAAAACAAGCUUUACAAAAAUGUGUGCCUCCUGAAGUACAUAAUAAAUUAAAAAAACAAUGGAAAGAUUUAUACAGAAGGCAUCAAGAAUUCCGUGCUAUUUUACUACCUAAUAUUGAUCAUGUAUCUAUUGGUGAGAAAUCGUUUGCUGUGGCUCGUAUACAAGAUUCUACACUGAAUUUAUCAGGGGAAUUUGAACAACAGCAUCAAGAAGAUUUAAAGAUGUUAAAGAAACGAUUGGAUCAGUUAGAUGAUAAUCAAAAACAACAAUUAGAGGAAUUACAUGAUAUAGCUCAUAGUACAUUGAUUAAUAACAAACAUGAUACUACAGAGAAAGCUGAUGAUGAAAAAUGACAGAAUUUUGAGUUGAAAAAAAGAAACUGUCAAAUCAAAUAGACUAUGAUAAAGAUUUCUAUAAUAUAUUUUAUUAUUUAUCUGAUGGUGCUUUUUAAGUGUUUUUACUUGGUGGUGCGUACAGAUGUAGCAUGGUAAGCAUCUGGCAUAGUGUAAGAAUCGUGUCUUGCUAACAUCCAACAUUGGUGAAAGUUGUAGCAUGAUUAACAUUUGACAUUAAUAAGUGUAAAGAUGAAGCAAGGUAACAUCUGACAUUAGUGUGAGGAUGUAGCAUGGUUAACAUCUUACACUAGUAGACUGGUUAACAUCUGACAAUAGUGUGAGGAUGUAGCAUGGUUAACAUCUGACAUUAGUGUGAGGAUGUAGCAUGGUGACAUCUGACAUUAGUGUGAGGAUGUAGUAUGGUUAACAUCAUUCUGACAUUAGUGUGAGGAUGUAGCAUGGUUAACAUCUGACAUUAGUGUGAGGAUGUAGCAUGGUUAACAUCUGACAUUAGUAGGAAGAUGUAGCAUGGUUAACAUCUGACAUUAGUGUGAAGAUGUACAAUGAUCAAAUCAGUAGUAUGUAGUAUGGUUAACAUCUGACAUUAGUUUGAGGAUGUUGCAUGGUUAACAUCUGACAUUAGUAUGAAGAUGUACCAUGAUCAAAUCAGUACGAUGUAGUAUGGUUAACAUCUGACAUUAGUGUAAGGAUGUAGUAUGGUUAAAAUAUGACAUUAGUGUGAAUAUGUAGCAUAAUCAAUAUCUGACAUUAGUGUAAGGAUGUAUCAUCUGACAUAGUAGCAUGGUUACCAUCUGACAUAAAUGAUAAAAGAAUUGUUUGAAUCUAUUUUAAGGCUGUGAUGAUAAAGAGAUUAUAUAUAUAUAUCAUAUGUAAUAUAUUACCGGUAUUUAAAUUUGUAAAUCAUGUAUUGUAACAAAGAGUUUUAAAUUCAAAACUCACUAAUUUUUUAUUUACUUUGUUUUUUUUUCUAAGAUGAGUCUUCAU